Molecule: messenger RNA, 3408 nt
Organism: Engraulis encrasicolus (European anchovy)
Lineage: Eukaryota; Metazoa; Chordata; Actinopteri; Clupeiformes; Engraulidae
Product: NACHT, LRR and PYD domains-containing protein 12-like
Exons: 11
Coding region: 112-3408 (1098 amino acids)
Biological process (GO): intracellular signal transduction
Molecular function (GO): protein binding
Source: RefSeq, a predicted model, not a curated record
CCAAAGAAAGGUACCAGUGUUCAGCAUGAGCAGGAGAGUCUAACUCAUGUAUUCCAGGUGAUUGAGACAAAGAUCAUCACAUUUGUGAAGAGUGAGCUGCAAAGAUUUAAGAUGAUUCUUAGUCCGGAUUACCAAGAAAACUUAAAGAGAAAAGAUGAGGAUGAGACUGAUGCCAGAGAAGGUGCUCUCAAGAUGGCACUACACUUCCUAUUGGAGAUGGAGAGGACAGAUCUUGCUGAUAAACUGAAAGACCAUGAGCUGUAUGUACGUUGUCGGGCUGAAUUUAAAUUACAUCUCAAGAACAAGUACCAGAAUGUGUUUGAAGGAAUACCCAUGCAAGGAAACUCUGCCCUGCUCGACAAGAUCUACACAGAGAUCUACAUCACAGAGGGAGGAAGUGGGAAAGUAAAUGAGGAGCAUGAAGUCAGGCAGAUUGAGUCCAUAUCCAAAAUACCUGCUGGAGAGGAAAAACAAAUCAGAUGCAGUGACAUCUUCAAGCUCUUACCUGGUCAAGACAAGCCAAGUAGAAGUGUGAUGACAAAGGGGGUAGCUGGCAUUGGUAAAACCAUCUCCAUUCAGAAGUACAUCCUGGACUGGGCUGAGGGAAAAGACAACAGAGAGAUCCACUUCAUUUUCCCAUUGCCAUUUCGGGAGCUCAACCUCAUGAGAGGCACACAGAUCUCUUUGAUUGGUCUCCUUCACCACUUCUUCCCAGAGUUGAAGCAGUUAACCUUUGACAGUCAAGAGAAGUAUAAACUACUGUUCAUCUUUGACGGUCUGGAUGAAUGUCGACUUAAACUUAACUUUCAGGAGAAUGAAAGUUGGACUGAUGUAACAGGUGUCACUUCUUUGGAUGUACUCCUGACAAAUCUCAUAAAGGGAAAUCUGCUUCCCUCUGCUCUACUUUGGAUCACCUCCCGACCAGCAGCAGCCAGCCAGAUUCCACCCGAUUGUGUUGACCUUGUCACAGAGAUCCAGGGGUUCAAUGACAUACAGAAGGAGGAGUACUUCAGGAACAGGUUCAAUGAUGAGAAUGUUGCUGAGAGAAUAAUGUCCCACAUUAAAUCAUCAAGAAGUCUCCACAUCAUGUGCCACAUACCAGUGUUUUGCUGGAUAACUGCUUACGUUCUUGAGGUGAUUUUUGGCUCUUCAGGAAGACAACAGCUUCCAAAAACAUUGACGGAGAUGUACACAUAUUUCCUGAUUUUCCAUACAAAACAGGCCAGCCAGAAGUUUGACAAUGUGCAUGAACUUGACCCACAAUGGAACAAGAAUCUUAUCCUUUCACUAGGAAAGCUAGCCUACAAGCAGUUGGAGAAGGGAAAUCUGAUUUUCUAUGAAGAGGACCUGGAAGAAUGUGGAAUUGAUGUCAGAGAAGCUGCAGUGUGCUCUGGUGUCUGCACCCAGAUCUUCCGACAGGAAUCUGGAUUGUUUCAAGCAACAGUGUUCUGCUUUAUCCACCUCAGUGUCCAGGAGUAUCUUGCAGCUCUGUUUGUGUUUCUGAAGAUGGCAAAUGAAAGGCAAAAUGUGAUCUCCGCACACAAACGCGAACAAACCAUGUCCACCUUACACAAAAUUGCUGUGGACAAAGCUCUGGAGUAUAAAGAUGGACGCUUUGACCUCUUUCUCCGGUUUCUUCUUGGUCUUUCUCUGGAGUCCAACCAGACUCUCCUGCAUGGCCUUCUGUGGAGAGGAGAGAAACAUAUUGGCAAUGCUGAAACAAUCAGUUACAUUAAGGGCAAGAUCAGGAAAAUACCUUCAUCAGAGAGAGUGAUCAACCUCUUCCACUGCUUGAAUGAACUGAAAGACCACUCCUUGGUGGAGGAGAUCCAGAGCUUCCUGAGUAAAGGAACACUUUCUAAAGACAAGCUCUCACCUGGCCAGUGGGCAGCUCUAGUGUUUGUGCUGCUGACAUCAGACCAGAAGCUUGAUGUGUUUGACCUGAAGAAGUAUGUGAGGUCGGAUGAAGGUCUCCGGAGGCUGAAGCCAGUAGUGGAGGAAUCCGAAGCACUUCUGCUUGAUAGCUGUGGGCUCAGUGAUAUGAGCUGUACAACAAUGGCAUCUGUCCUCUGUAAAGCAUCAAAAGUGAAGAAACUGGAUCUUAGCCACAACAGGAUUGGGAACAGUGGAGUCAAACAACUUUGUAGUGGGCUAAAGAACUCAAACUGUACAUUGGAGUCACUCCGGCUUGAUAGCUGUGGGCUCAGUGAAAUGAGCUGUACAACAAUGGCAUCUGUCCUCUGCAAAGCAUCUUCAAAAGUGAAGACACUGGAUCUCAGCCACAACUGUAUUGGAGAUAUUGGAGUCAAAGAACUUUGUAGUGGGCUGAAGAACUCUAACUGUGCAUUGGAGUCACUCCGGCUGGAGGACUGUGGUGUAACGGGAGUAGGAUAUGCUGCUCUCACCUCAGCUCUCAAAUCAAACCCUUCACAUCUGGAGGAACUGGACCUGAGAGGAAACGACCCUGGAGACUCUGGGGUAAAGCUGCUUUUGAUAUUACAGCAGGAUCCGGCCUGUAAACUUCAGACACUGAGGUUGUUGAAGAGUGAUGCUGCUGAACAGGCCUGUGCCUAUCUGACUUCAAUUCUACAUGAAAACCCUUUACUGCUGACAGAGCUGGAUCUGAGUGGGAAGAUACCAGGAGACUCCGGAGUGAAGCAGCUCUGCGCUCUACUGGAGGACUCACACUGCAGAAUCAAGACACUCAAGCUUGACUCCUGCAGUAUAACAGAAGAGGGCUGUGCUGCUCUGACUUCAUCUCUGGCAUCGAACCCCUCACACCUGGGAGAUCUGAAUCUGAGUUGCAAUAAAAUAGGAGACUCUGGGGUGCAGCAGAUAUCUACUCUACUCUUGAAUCCAGACUUUAAACCAUGGAGACUGUGGCUGGAGUCCUGCAGUGUAACAGAAGAGGGCUGUGCUGCUCUGAGUUCAGCGCUGAUUUCAAACCCCUCACACCUGACACGUCUGAAUCUGGAUAAGAAUAAACUAGGAGACUCUGGAGUGAAGACGAUAUCUACUCUACUCAGGAAUCCAGACUUUAAACUACAGUUGAUGUGGCUUGAGGACUGCAGUUUAACAGAAGAGGGCUGUGCUGCUCUGACUUCAGCGCUGAUUUCAAACCCCUCACACCUGACAGAACUGUCUCUGAGUAAUAAUAAACUUGAAGACUCGGAUGUGAAGCAGAUCUCUACUCUACUCAGGAAUCCAGACUGUAAGCUACAGACACUGGCGCUUGAGUCCUGCAGUAUAACAGAAGAGGGAUGUGCUGCUCUGACUUCAGCGCUGAUUUCAAACCCCUCACACCUGACAGUUCUGGGGCUGAGUAAUAAUAAACUUGGAGACUCGGGUGUGAAGCAAAUUUCUGCUCUACUCAGGAAUCCAGACUGUAAACUACAAACACUGGCGUAA